This is a messenger RNA of Trichophyton verrucosum HKI 0517, 2679 nucleotides long. RefSeq names its product urea amidolyase, putative. Bases 1 to 2679 code for a protein of 892 amino acids. Gene Ontology annotation, cellular component: mitochondrion. Lineage: Eukaryota; Fungi; Ascomycota; Eurotiomycetes; Onygenales; Arthrodermataceae. The transcript is spliced from 7 exons. The record is from RefSeq and is a predicted model, not a curated record. Gene Ontology annotation, molecular function: methylcrotonoyl-CoA carboxylase activity; metal ion binding; ATP binding.
AUGACAAAAUGGAAGGCAACUCGCGCGGCUUCAUUUUUCUUCCAGUGUGUUGAUUAUCGAGAGAAAGACAGAAAUCUUCUUCUCUGCAUCGAAUUGAACUGGACAUGGUGUUGGGCUUCUAGUCGACCAGCUUCAACGUCGUCCAUCAUGUCGUUUCUCCUGCGCGCCUCUGCCUCGCGCAUCCCCCAGCGCGCCCUCUUUGCUGCCUCGUCCCUCCGCCAUAGCUCCUCGACAGCUACCGGCAAGGGUACGACCUCGCUCAAUUCGAUCCUUAUUGCCAACAGAGGAGAGAUUGCUCUACGAGUGGGAAGAACAGCUGGACAGCAUGGCAUCCGCGUAACAACCCUGUACACCGACCCUGACGCCCAUGCUCAGCAUGCCUUGAGCUCUCCUUUUGCCUAUAACCUAGGUGAAACCUCUGCCUACCUGGACGGAGACCGAAUAAUUGAGAUUGCCAAACGCGAGGGAUGCAAGGGAAUACACCCUGGCUACGGAUUUUUGAGUGAAAAUGCUGGCUUCGCAAAGAAGUGUACAGAUGCCGGACUUAUCUUCAUUGGGCCACCACCUUCAGCCAUUGACGCUAUGGGAGACAAGAGUCGUUCUAAAGAGAUCAUGACUGCUGCUGGCGUUCCCUGCGUCCCCGGAUAUCAUGGCACAAACCAAGACGUCAACUUCCUCGCCGCUGAGGCUGAGAAAAUCAAAUAUCCCGUCCUCAUCAAGGCCGUCAAGGGCGGUGGUGGAAAGGGUAUGCGUAUCGCCCGCAGUGCUGCCGAGUUCCAAGACCAGCUAAGAUCCGCCAAAUCCGAGGCAAAGAGCUCCUUUGGUGAUGAUACCAUGCUUAUUGAAAAGUACAUUACCACUCCACGCCAUAUAGAAGUCCAGGUGUUCGCGGACCAGCAUGGAAACUCCGUUGCCCUGGGAGAGAGAGACUGCAGUGUCCAGCGUCGUCACCAGAAGGUCCUCGAGGAGUCGCCGGCACCACAUCUGCCAGAGGCCACAAGAAAGGAUCUCUGGGCCAAGGCGAGAGAUGCCGCUUUGGCUGUCGGUUAUGAAGGCGCCGGCACUGUCGAGUUCAUUUUCGACAACGACACUGGCGAGUUCUUCUUCAUGGAAAUGAACACUCGAUUACAGGUCGAGCACCCAGUCACGGAAAUGGUUACUGGUCAGGAUCUUGUUCACUGGCAGCUACUUGUAGCUGAGGGAAAGCCUCUCCCUCUCACCCAGGAAGAGGUCGAGGCCAAAAUGGCUACCAUGGGUCAUGCCAUCGAAGCCCGAAUCUACGCUGAAAACCCCGAACAGAACUUCGUGCCGGACUCCGGUAAGCUGAUCCACGUCCGCACUCCACAGCCUACUGAGGACGUUCGUAUCGAUGCCGGCUUCGUUGCCGGUGAUGAAGUUUCUUCACACUACGACCCAAUGAUCUCAAAACUCAUCGUUCGGGGCGCAGACCGCACCGAAGCCCUGCGCAACCUCUCCAUGGCCCUUGAACAGUACGAAGUCGCUGGCCCAAUCACCAACAUCGAGUUCCUCAAGCGUGUGUGCAAGAGCCCCGACUUUAUUGCCGGCGAAGUGGAGACCGGCUAUAUCGAGAAGCACCGCGAGGAGCUGUUCGCUAAGGAACCAGUCGAACCGGAGCUCUGGGCGCAGGUAGCCCUCUCAACUUUCAUCUCGGGAACUAGCUCCAGCAACCCAAUUGGAAACACUGGCGCAGGCAUUGGCUUUAGCCCGGGCUACCAGCAGCGUCAGUUCACCUUUGUCGAGGCUACGGCCCCAAAUACCCCCGAGGCCACACCGGCUACAGUUCAGAUCUAUCAGACUGGCCCAUCGAGCUAUGAUGUGACCAUCAACAAUGAAAAGACUUUCAGUAACGUUACUGCCACGCUCUCGGCCGACGGCAAGUCACUUACCUCUUUCUUCCCCCAUACUCGUCUUGAUACCACCGUAAUUCGUGACGAGGAUACUAUCACUGCCUUCCAGCACGGACGACAGUACAGACUCAAGGUUCCCCGAGCCAAGUGGAUGGAGAAGGCGCUUGGUAUUAAAGAGUUGACCAACAGCGUCCUAGCUCCCAUGCCAUGCAAGAUUCUGCGCGUGGAAGUAGCUGAAGGUGCAGUAGUGGAGAAAGACCAGCCUCUUGUUGUGAUCGAGAGUAUGAAGAUGGAAACUGUUAUCAGGAGUCCCAUCAAGGGUGUGGUGGAGAAGAUUGUGCAUAAACAGGGGACGGUCAAACGAUCGAUUGACAUCUUUGCUGAUGAAUUGAGAAGAAAAGAAAGAAAGAGUAGACAAAUCCAAUGUCUGGUCUCUCGUCUUAGUGUUGGAAUUAUCAAAUAUCGCAACGAAGUUACCCACCAUGGGCUCCGAUCAUCCUUUUUUCUUUUGGGCCGGUAUCUUCUCGCCCGUACGGAGCCACGAUGGCUUUUCUUCGCAGCUCAUCGGUCCCUGGACAAGGCCGAUAUCCCUCCCAUCCAAGUAUUCAAUAUAUUUUCACGUCGCGGCAUUCUUGUUUUCAAGGGGUUAUACAUGAUGGAUGAUACGAUGACGAGUCCUUUUUUAUUCGUUUGUUUACACAUCUUCCGAGCUGUUUCUCUCUUCUUUUUGGCGGCGAUUCGAGGAGAGAAGAGCUUUCUCCUUAACUGUAUAUAUAAACCUCAAAAUACCAUCACCAACCAUCAGAUCUAG